Miscanthus lutarioriparius is the source of this 279-nucleotide messenger RNA. The record is from the annotation of a GenBank genome assembly. Lineage: Eukaryota; Viridiplantae; Streptophyta; Magnoliopsida; Poales; Poaceae.
AUGGCGCUGGUCGUCUCGGUGGAGUUCCUGGACGGCUUCGUCGUGCUCUCCUUCUUCCCGGACGCCGUCGCGAUUGUCCUGUACUACGUGGUGAAGCUGUUCUCGGCGUGUCAACCCCGAGAGGAGAGCUCACCGCUGGAUUUCACCUUCCGGAUCGUUGCCGCCGCGGGGUUCACUCUAAUGACUGGACUCUAUACGGCUUUCAUGGGGACAGAUCACUAUGGCUUUCAUGGUUCUGUCAAGCUUGAGCCGUCUGGCGAUCCCACUUCACAUGCCUAA